CAUUGAGCGUAGAUCCCGCUUGUAUGUCGGGCCAUCCCUAGCACAACUUACUAUCCCACACGACCAUCAGGGUACUCAGCCAACCAGACAGACGCCAUUACCGCUCAAUGCGUUUGACACAUGGCAAAUGCGAAAAGAGUUUUCCUAGUCUACACAUGCACGCUUGUGUUGAUUCUUCUCCCGGUCACAGCUGACACUCACAGUAGCGUAUAAAACUUUGCUAAACUGAUAGUUUGCAUCUUGACCACACACUCAAAUACAGCAUUACUACCUGACAACGGAAACAAAGAGAAUUACAUAUACUUGUGCUCCAACAUGACGACCAAAGAGCGUAAGCCGAUUGCGGAACUGUCCAAAUCAACCACCCCUGUCGAUUCCCUCACAGUCACACCCCCAAUCACACCGAACGCAAUCAGUACGGCUGCGCAUCAGCUAGUUUCCGAGAUCAGAAGCAUAUACACGGUACUCAACGAACUAUCAUCAUUAGCGCCAUCGGAGCAAGUCAACUCUCUCCUCACACGACUCGUAAACCUCUGCGUCGUACCUUACAGCGCCGAAUUCACAUCAUACUUUUUCCGUAUACCCGCCGUAGAGAGCGUUUGCUCCAAUUUACGGCCGCUAUGUUCAGAAGCCGAAGGAGAGUUGGAGAAGUUCUGGGCAAGCCGCAUGCUCAACGAUAUCAGCAGUACAACCUCAACACCUGAGGAUGUUCUAACAUCUUUCCCUUACCACCAAAAUUACGUCGAUCUCUCCCGCUUGGAAUGUUCGACCAUAGAAGCCUUCCUCCCCAGGCCGCCGACCAGAAUCGCUUUCAUCGGCUCCGGUCCAUUACCCCUUACCUCCCUCUGUUUCCUGGACCGCUACCCCACCGCUCAAGUGCACAAUGUGGAUCGCGAUGCUUCCGCGCUUCAAGUUAGCGAAUCGUUAUGUAAGCGGUUAGGCUAUGGCAAGCGCAUGAGUUUCGCUUGUGAAGAUAUUACCGAGGAUUCAUCAAACGCCGAAUGGCAAUCGUGCCAAGUCAUCUUCCUUGCUGCGCUUGUUGGUACAGAUACCUACACGAAGCUCAACAUACUCAGAAGCAUGGUGAAGAAGCUAGUGCCAGGUACAUUGGUGGUGGCGAGAAGCGCGCAGGGGAUGCGAAGUGUGUUGUAUCCGAUACUGGAGCUGUCCGAAGACCUCCAAUCCAUCGGUGUCGAGAUCCUCGCCGAAGUACACCCGUGGACUCAAGUCGUUAAUUCUGUUAUCGUUCUACGCGUGAAGUGAACACGGACCCGGUUCGUUGGUACAACUCGGCUUGGGGUACAUGUUUGCUCGGUUUAGCAGCUCACACAGUGUACUUGCAUAGUUGGCGGCGUAUGCGGCACUCCCCCACAAGAACAUGACCAAUCGAAGCGAGAGGGAAUUUCACGAUCGGUGCAUAGCACGACUGGCCUUGAUUUCCGCGAUAUAAUCACUUGCGCAUGCCGAACCUCAAAAAUGUGGCGCUAGCUGUUGAUAUACGCGAACGGCACUAGCACUGUCUUUUUACAAUGGCCGUGUUGUCCUUUCGAUACUUGG
Alternaria rosae is the source of this 1557-nucleotide messenger RNA. Its product is annotated as Nicotianamine synthase. The transcript is spliced from 3 exons. NCBI's taxonomy places the organism in Eukaryota, Fungi, Ascomycota, Dothideomycetes, Pleosporales, Pleosporaceae. Gene Ontology annotation, molecular function: nicotianamine synthase activity. Gene Ontology annotation, biological process: nicotianamine biosynthetic process. The record is from RefSeq and is a predicted model, not a curated record. Bases 316 to 1263 code for a protein of 315 amino acids.